Molecule: messenger RNA, 1807 nt
Organism: Phaeodactylum tricornutum CCAP 1055/1
Lineage: Eukaryota; Bacillariophyta; Bacillariophyceae; Surirellales; Neidiaceae
Product: lipoprotein, type 6
Exons: 2
Coding region: 91-1671 (526 amino acids)
Biological process (GO): intracellular mRNA localization
Cellular component (GO): nuclear outer membrane-endoplasmic reticulum membrane network; endoplasmic reticulum; ribonucleoprotein complex
Molecular function (GO): mRNA binding
Source: RefSeq, a predicted model, not a curated record
CUUGGCAACGUGCGGGAAGUGUCUCUCGAUUGGCAUACACAGCUGGUGUGUUUGUUUGUUGGUGCCUCUCUUAUUUCCCUUCUCUUCACCAUGUCGGCGGUUGAAGAAACUCCCGUUGUCACGCCGGAGGCUCCGGAAGGCGGCGAAGCGGUCGCUAAGAAAAAGUUCGAGCGCAACAAGAACGAAAAACCGAUUGAGGAGUUGUACGAUCUCAGUAAACCCAUUCCCAAGGAAGAGCGUCCCGACAAGGAGGGCCACGAAAAGGCCGUGCAGGAGCUCACCGACGCCGUGGAAGCGUUGAAAGAAGAGCGCCGCAAGAUUCAGGAGCGGAUCGACGCGACAUUUUCCGAUCCCCAGCAAAAGAGCGAAAUCCAGGAACUCCGUACCGAAAUGCAGGCGUUGAAAACACAAAAGGGAGCCCUCAUUGAUCAGAAAAAGGCCCUCCGGGCCCAACUCGAUCAGGCCAAAUCGCAAACCGACAAGCUCAUCAAGGAUAAGAAGGACACGCGCAGUCAGGUUAAAUUCAAUUCCGUGGAAGAAAUUGAAGCCGAGAUUGCCAAACUUAUGCGCCAACAGGAAACUACCUCCAUGUCCUUGAACGAGGAAAAGAAAAUCAUCAAGGAAAUGGACGCCUUGCGUGCCUCCAAAAAGCACGUGGCCGCACUCAAGAGUAAGGACGGCGCCCUCGACGGUGUUAAGGAAGAACGCAAGUCCAUCGGACAGCAAAUCACCGCCAAAGACAAGGAGAUCGAUGAAGUCUCCAAGGACAUCGACCAAGUCAUGACCAAAAUUAAGGCCCUCAACGAAACGGACUCCACCAAACGGGACGCCGUUCAGGGACUCAUCAAGGAGCGCGACGAGUACAAGCUGAAGAUUGGCGAGAAACUCAAGGAGAAGGAUGCCUUGCGUGAUGCCUACCGUUUACUCAACAACAAGUUUUACAACUUUCAGCGAGCGAUCCGUGCGCAAAAGAAGAUCCAGUACGAAGAGGAAAAGGAGGCCCGCGACGCCGAAAAGGCGGCCUACCUCGCCAAGGUCGAAGAAGAGGAAGCCAAAAAGAUUCCCUACGAGGAAGAGCAGGCUCUCUGCGAAUUUCUGGCGAACUUUUUGGAACGCACGUACUUGUCCAAGCCCGGUGACGAGGCCAAGACCGCUAGCGAGAACAAGGAUGUGGUCGCAGUGAAGGAUGAUCCGUUUGCCGGUCUCAAGCCGGUCAGCAAAAAGGAUGCCGACGAAGAGUAUUUUGGCAAAGGCAAGGCCAAGAAGAAGCGCACUCGCGCCACCAAAAACCAGGAUACCUCUUCCGGACCCUUCACCCUCUCGGUUGACACGUUUGAGCAGUUUGGUUUGUUGAGUUUGAAUCCACCCACUUCGAGUGAACAGGUCGCAAAGUCGGUCCAGGAACUCCGCGAGAAGAAGGAGUGGUACAAGCAGCAGCCGCGUGGUAGCGUCCCGACGGCGGCGGAGAUUCGUAAAUCGAACGAAAAAGCCGUGGCCAAGCAACGACAGAGUUCCGAGGACGGUGACGCCCCGCAAGCCAACAAGAAAGCCCCCCAGGGUGCCUUUUCGCUGUCGAAGGAUGAUUUUGUCCCGCUCGGAGUCGGUGCGGCCGCCACCUCGAUCAACUCGUCGUGGGGCCAAAAGCCUGCAGCGUCCCAGGAGGCCUCGUAAAAAUGGCAACCAAAGUCCACCUUUUAUAGUGGUGGUGAACGGACCCUCUUACAAACAAACGCACUGAAAGGCUAUUGAGCUGAUAUGUUUUUCUCAUCAUGACCGUAGUUUAAUUAAAGAAGAAGUAUGAUUGCGC